Messenger RNA from Fomitiporia mediterranea MF3/22, 1800 nucleotides. RefSeq lists its product as uncharacterized. The transcript has 5 exons. Lineage: Eukaryota; Fungi; Basidiomycota; Agaricomycetes; Hymenochaetales; Hymenochaetaceae. The coding region runs from base 1 to 1800 and encodes 599 amino acids. The record is from RefSeq and is a predicted model, not a curated record.
AUGGAAGCGUUGGCGAUGGAUGGCUCAACUCUUCCCGCUCUCAAAGACAUUUUUCCUGAACAUUUUUUCGAGCAGGCAGAACAUGCUCUGGAGUCUCCACAAUCAGGUGCAAUUCUGCCGCAGAUGUCUAGCUCUGCGGCACAGUUCCAGGACGCUCAACAGCAACGGCAGAACAUAGGAACUUCACAACAGGAUACGCAGCUCCCAUUCAACAACGGCACUUCGAAUGACGUGUAUGAGCAACAAAUUCCUACCAAGCAAACAAGAGGACGAGGUGGCAAACGCGGUGCAAAACGAUCGUAUGACGCCUCGAACGCGCGUAGCCACCCGCAGCCACAGGACCCCUAUUUCCUUUCUAUGGACGCUAGCGGGCAGAUGGACUCAUUUUCAGCAUCCAUGGAUGUCCACUCGCACCUGCCAGGUAUUGUCCAACCACCUCAGCAAAAUGCAGUCGCAGGUGAGGGUGAAGGUGAUGAAGACGCGGAUGGUCCAGAUGACGGCGAAAAACGGCGACAUCCGUGCCCUCGGUGCGGAAAGCGAUUCAACCGACCAAGUUCACUGAAGAUACACCUUAACACGCAUACUGGUGCAAAACGUGAGUGCUGGUCUCUAGUUAUGCUUAUUGGAUUAUGGGAUCCUCGCUGGAUGAUCGUCGUGAAAAUCCGAUUUACAUCAUCGGCGGCUUUUUGCGUUUUUCUCCUCGGCAUCCACGUCCAUCUUGUUCCAUAUAAAUUAUUUCCAGCUCAUACGCCUGUCCUUUCCAAGGAUGCGGCCCGCCCUCCUCCUCCACCUCUUCCACCGAACAACGUCUAUCCUAUUUCUGACCAACCGUCCCAACAGCAAGCGUCGCGAGGUCGUGGUCGACCACCGCAGCGUAACCCAUCCUUUUCGCAACACCAGCCACCGCAGAUGACCCUCGGUUAUGACAGCAAUGUUAUGUUCAGAGGAGAUUCUCCGAACCAUUCGACCGCUCAGCUCUAUCCGCCGAGUUCGGAUAUGCGAAAUUCCAAGGCGAGCGAGGAAACUAAGCAACAGCAGCAAUACGUCGCUGGUGCGCUUAUGACUCCUCCGUAUACGAACGAAGGCUCCGAAUAUGAUCCGGAUGACCCAAACCAGGUUGAAAGAAAUCUCUUUUCUCAAUUCUCACCGUACGGCACUUUCAAUUCAGGGCCUGGACCCGGUCAUCAAACCAGCCCAAACCAGAUGUUCGCUAUGCCGCACAUGGGCAUGCAAAAUGGGAUGUCAGGGAUGCCAAUGGGUCUGGGUAUGCCUAUUAUGAGUACAGCCAUAGCUAUGGGCACGGGCUUGAGCCAUUCUGAGAUGUUUCCUAUUGAUCCUACGCUUUCUGGCUCCGGACAAAACAAUGAGGCAGACGCAGAUGGUGAAGCGGAUGCAGAUGGUGAACUCGAUCCUGACGCCGAUGCAGAAGGAGAGGGAGAGGCUGAUAUACAGAGGAACGCAGACCAGAUAAGGAGGUUCGGACCAUCAACGUCAAAUGCCCGGGCUUCUUCGAAUCCUAAAACGGAAUUCGGUCAGAGACAAAACAACACAAACGUUGCCGUUGGAAACCGACGAGGGAAUCUUGCUGAAACAGGGAUACACUUCCAGCAAAUGGUAGUGCCUAUUCCGUCACAGAUCCGACCCGCCGAUCCCUUCCCAAGUUCCCGAAGUCCUAAGAACUUGCCACUCUACAUCUCCCUAUUGCUCCCGUCGCCGUUCUCCCAUGGGACCCCGAUAAUCGAUUGCGCACCCUCUCGCCCGCUCAUUCACACUCUACGUCCCACUUCUGAUCAGCGCUGA